This is a messenger RNA of Tribolium madens (black flour beetle), 1254 nucleotides long. RefSeq lists its product as uncharacterized. Bases 254 to 652 code for a protein of 132 amino acids. The transcript has 2 exons. Lineage: Eukaryota; Metazoa; Arthropoda; Insecta; Coleoptera; Tenebrionidae. The record is from RefSeq and is a predicted model, not a curated record.
CCAAAAGUUUGCAAAAUAAUUUAUAACUAUUUUUAGAGUUUUAGAGUUAUCUUUAUUACAUUAAAAAUAAAUUUCAUUUCCAUAUAGGUACUCUGGCAGUGAACAGUCAAGUUAUUAUAACAAAUUAUCAAUAAAAAUGUUACAGGAAAAGAUAAGAUAAUACGGGCAAAUCCUGCUGCCACAAUUCAUACAUAUUUAGUAAUUUUAGCAAAAUGAUAUAAAUAAUUUAAAAAAUAUACUUUCCGUUUGACAAAUGCAAAACAACAACACAUCAAAAAUGAAGAAUACAAUAUCACAAGUUGCCAUUGAACUCACUAUACACAUCAUAUAUGCGGUUUGCGCCUAUGAGAAAAAUAUUACUUGGGUUGUAAUCGGUGGUGCUGUCAUUACUAUCAUAAUAGCGUGUUUCUUGAUGGCCACAACAUAUUAUACCUGUUGUAGAAAUUUGGAAUUUACUACCAAAGCAUCGUCAGAAGAAAUUACAGGUCUUAAUCAAACGUAUAUAAAUUACAGCAAUGUAGAUACCGACAAUCUUUCAAAGAAUCGAAUGUCUCAGUUCAGUAUGGACACUGAACACGAAUUUAGCUAUUAUGACCCCAUUGUGAAUAAUAAUCGCCCGGCGUCUGAAGUAGCCACUAUGAAGAUACUUUAAACACCAUAAUAUCAUUUUUUUUUUUCAAGUAGAGAACAUUAUAACUAUCUUUUUAUACUAUAAACAAAUGAGUUGGUGUGAAAUACUACCAAUAAAUUUCCUGUAAAUAUUUACACAAGUGGAAAUGUUUCAGAACUAAAUAUCACAUUUUCCCUAUUAGUCGUGACGAAAAUGCACUUCCGUCACUACUUAUCAUUCUGUGAUUCAUGUAUAAUUUGAUAAGUUCAGUGUAAAUGUAAUUUUGAAAGUGCGAGACGUUAUUCAGUGUUUAAUAUGGAUCUAGUUGAAAGUUUUAAAUCCCACCCUAGUGUAAUCAUAAUAAUAAUUGGAUUUGUGACUACUGUUGCCUCAGCAAUUUACGUUUGUAUUAACCGAAAAGAAUACAAAGAUAAAACCCGAACCUACGAAUUCAACGAAGAGGGGCAAAGACUGUCAGUGAUAAGUGAUUAUAGCACUAAUGGAGAGUAUACUUUUUUUCGAGGGUCACCUACGAGCAGUCGCACGUCUUUCCACUAAUUAUCUGGGAUUUAUCUGGAGGCACAUACGAUAAGAAUUUAAAAAUAUAAGUACCUUAUCAUUGUAAUAAAGUGUAUCAAUAUGUG